This is a messenger RNA of Aspergillus welwitschiae, 613 nucleotides long. RefSeq lists its product as uncharacterized. The transcript has a single exon. The annotation marks the transcript as partial. Lineage: Eukaryota; Fungi; Ascomycota; Eurotiomycetes; Eurotiales; Aspergillaceae. The record is from RefSeq and is a predicted model, not a curated record.
UUCCCUCCAGAAACUAAGACCUUGCUUUUGUCAUUGGCGAAAACCACCCUGGGUCUGAUACCGACGAUACCGUUCGACAACGUAAUUGAUGGAGUCGAUCACGAAGACUCGAAUGCGCUAGAGCAACGGCUUGAAGCAGUAUUCAAGAUCGACAAACAUUUUGAUGCCAUGCUUCGCCUGGAUGAGAUUGCUACGUUCAUGGAGCAGCUGCAUCUUACCACAAUACUCAAAGUCCCCUUGUGACCAUCUUCCUCCAGAAGCUGGAAUAGUAGGAGGCAUUUCCUUGACGUUGAAUCGGGGUAUCUAGUCUGAAGAUGCAAUUCUCGCCCGGGCCUAUUUGACCUUUAAAUAUGAGAAUUUAACGAGUUCGCAGUGAUCCCUGGUCAACGUUUCUGUCCAACGCACGUACGACGCAAGGACCAGUUGUUGUAAGGAACAACCUUCGACGAUUGUAGUCCUUGGCUCUAAAAGGACGUGAGGUGGGUACCAGAGCGCUGCUGCUCACCUCUCACUUGUUGAUUAACUUGAGCCAGAUCAAAAACAUCGUGGCAGUCGCACCUGCUCUUGUUGAGGCGGAUGCCAACCAAGUGAGCUCCAAGCACUUGAGCUAGCU